This is a messenger RNA of Colletotrichum acutatum, 180 nucleotides long. RefSeq lists its product as uncharacterized. The coding region runs from base 1 to 180 and encodes 59 amino acids. The transcript has 2 exons. NCBI's taxonomy places the organism in Eukaryota, Fungi, Ascomycota, Sordariomycetes, Glomerellales, Glomerellaceae. The record is from RefSeq and is a predicted model, not a curated record.
AUGACUUCUUAUGUUCCCAUCAUCGGUGAUGCAACCUUCAUUGUCCUUCGAAAGGGCUCGAUACCCGCAAAUCAGUCUACAAACAAAAAGAACUUGGAAGUUGGACGGGAUUCAUUCAUCGCGAGUCAGGGUGAAGCUGACCCGCUGCUCGAGAAGCAAAAUUUCAACACCGACCGGUAG